Messenger RNA from Ceutorhynchus assimilis (cabbage seed weevil), 1506 nucleotides. The record is from the annotation of a GenBank genome assembly. Lineage: Eukaryota; Metazoa; Arthropoda; Insecta; Coleoptera; Curculionidae.
CUUCUUUGUUUUGAUUGUGUUUGUGUUUGUUGUUUUCUCUACCUCUAGUCUUGUUGGUAUUUCUUGAAGUAUUCUGGUUUUUAAAAAUUUAUCGGAUUCUUAUGAAAAGCAAAAUGACGAAUCCCACUGUUCUCGAUAGUUCUACUCAAAAGGAAGAAGAUCCCGAUACCAACAACUUGAUUAAAAGCCGAGAGUUUUUGUAUCGGCUUAUCAUAGGCCAAUUAUUCUACGACGGUCAUCAGCAAAUAGGUCAAAAUCUAGCGCAAGCAGUCCAAGCAGAACCAGCCUGCCCCCCAAGCGAUAGACUGUUUAAAUUAAUCAUGUCUGGUUUGGAGCAUGAGCCCAAGAGAAAGGACCGCCCCCGCAAUUUCGGCAUUGGAAACAACGACAUUGGACCAGGAUUAGAUCUGGAAUUUGAAACUGACUCCAACACCCACGCUCCAGAACCAGCCUUGUAUGAAACAGCUUAUGUUACUUCACAUAAAGGUAACUGUAGAGCGGGCUGUUUUUCGGCUGAUGGUCAGCUUAUUGCCACAGGCAGUGUAGAUGCCAGCAUAAAAAUUCUGGAUGUAGACAGAAUGUUGGCAAAAUCUGCUCCAGAUGAAAUGGAUCCUUCAAGAGCUGUCGAACAGCAAGGGCAUCCCGUUAUCCGAACAUUGUACGAUCACAUGGAAGAAGUUACUUGCCUGGAAUUUCAUCCUAAGGAACCGAUUUUGUGUUCGGGAUCAAAAGAUCAGACUAUUAAGCUGUUUGAUAUAUCAAAGGCCAGUGUAAAAAAGGCAUUUAAAACAAUAACAGAAUCGGAACCAGUUAGAUGUUUUUCUUUCCAUCCAAGUGGAAAUCAUUUGAUUGUAGCCACAAAUCAUCCAGUAAUAAGAAUGUAUGACGUCAAUACUCUACAAUGUUACGUGUGUCCUUUUCCCAAUCAGCAACAUUCUGAAACUGUAACCUGCCUAAAAUGGUCUCCGGAUGCGAAAUAUUUUGCUAGCUGUAGUAGAGAUGGGGCCAUUAAAUUAUGGGAUGGAGUUUCAAACAGAUGCAUAAACACAUUUGCUAAAGCUCAUGAUGGUUAUGAGGUUUGUUCAGUAGUCUUUUCGCGUAAUGGAAAAUACCUUCUCUCCUCCGGCAAAAAUUCCAUUUGUAAAUUGUGGGAAUUAUCCUCUAGCAGGUGCUUGAUUGCUUAUACAGGAGCCGGUACAACUGGGAAGCAAGAAUAUGAAGCACAAGCCGUUUUUAAUCAUUCAGAAGACUUUGUACUUUUUCCGGAUGAAGCAACAACAUCUCUAUGCGCCUGGAAUUCUAGGAAUGCUUCCAGAAAGCAACUGAUGUCUUUGGGACAUAAUGGGGCAGUGAGACUUAUAGCUCAUUCACCUACUCAGGCUGCAUUUUUGACUUGUUCAGAUGAUUUUCGAGCCAGAUUUUGGUAUAGGAGAACACCUGCUUUGAUUUAGUUUAAUUAUGUGAUUGUUAAUAAGAUAAAAUAAAUCGUAUUAGAUUUUUAAAUGU